GAGGCACGGAGCGGCGGAGCAGCCCGCCCAAGGUCACGCUGGUCACGGAGAAGCGGCCGCUCCGGGAGCCCGACCCAGCGUCGUCUGCCCGUUCCGUCGCUGCCCGCUAAGGGCCAGGCAGGGUGCCCAGCCCGGGGCCGCCCGUCUGAGCAAAGCACCGUCCUGUCCUUGGGGAGCUCCCGGGCUGGCCCAGGGGGCGACGGCCACUAGGCUCCAGGGGCGCAGAUAAACGUAAUUUGCAGCGGCGGACCAGUGAGCGCGUCACGUCACCCGGGGGAUGAGAGCCGGCUUCCCCAGAGGCGGGUGACAGGUGGCACCGAGACCUGAGAGAGUGGGACGUGAACUGGGACCCAGACAUCCUCCCCCAGGGGUGCUCAUCUGCCGGAACUACCGCGGCGACGUGGACAUGUCGGAGGUGGAGCACUUCAUGCCCAUCCUGGUGGAGAAGGAGGAGGAGGGGAUGCUGUCGCCCAUCCUGGCCCACGGGGGCGUCCGCUUCAUGUGGAUCAAGCACAACAACCUGUACCUGGUCGCCACGUCCAAGAAGAACGCGUGCGUGUCGCUGGUGUUCUCCUUCCUCUAUAAGGUGGUGCAGGUGUUUUCCGAGUACUUCAAGGAGCUGGAGGAAGAGAGCAUCCGGGACAACUUUGUCAUCAUCUACGAGCUGCUGGACGAGCUCAUGGACUUCGGCUACCCCCAGACCACCGACAGCAAGAUCCUGCAGGAGUACAUCACGCAGGAAGGCCACAAGCUGGAAACGGGGGCCCCGCGGCCCCCGGCCACCGUCACCAACGCAGUGUCUUGGCGGUCCGAAGGCAUCAAGUACCGGAAGAAUGAGGUGUUCUUGGACGUCAUCGAGUCUGUCAACCUCUUGGUCAGCGCCAACGGCAACGUCCUGCGCAGCGAGAUCGUGGGCUCCAUCAAGAUGCGCGUCUUCCUCUCGGGCAUGCCCGAGCUGCGCCUGGGCCUCAACGACAAGGUGCUCUUCGACAACACGGGCCGCGGCAAGAGCAAGUCCGUGGAGCUGGAGGACGUGAAAUUCCACCAGUGUGUGCGGCUUUCGCGCUUCGAGAAUGACCGCACCAUCUCCUUCAUCCCCCCCGACGGCGAGUUCGAGCUCAUGUCCUACCGGCUCAACACCCACGUCAAGCCCUUGAUCUGGAUCGAGUCGGUGAUUGAGAAGCACUCGCACAGCCGCAUCGAGUACAUGAUCAAGGCCAAGAGCCAGUUCAAGCGGCGGUCGACGGCCAACAACGUGGAGAUCCACAUCCCAGUGCCCAACGACGCCGACUCGCCCAAGUUCAAGACGACGGUGGGCAGCGUCAAGUGGGUCCCCGAGAACAGCGAGAUCGUGUGGUCCAUCAAGUCCUUCCCGGGCGGCAAAGAGUACCUGAUGCGGGCCCACUUCGGCCUGCCCAGCGUGGAGGCCGAGGACAAGGAGGGCAAGCCCCCGAUCAGCGUCAAGUUCGAGAUCCCCUACUUCACCACCUCCGGCAUCCAGGUGCGCUACCUGAAGAUCAUUGAGAAGAGCGGCUACCAGGCGCUGCCCUGGGUGCGUUACAUCACGCAGAACGGAGAUUACCAGCUCCGGACCCAGUGACGCCGCCGCAGCCAGCGCCCGGCCCGGCCCGGCUCCCGGCGGACACACCUGCCAAGCCCCGACGCGGGCGCUCCUGGCCUCUGGCUACCUCCGGCCUCCGCCCGGGACCCCUCCAGGCCGCCCGCCCUGCGUUGACGCUCGCCUCACAAGCCCCUCGCCCACAAGAGGCCUGUCCUGAGAAGUCUCGUCUGCCGCCCCCGUCGGUUUCGGGGAAGGAGAUGAAAUCUUCCCUCCGGACUCAACCGCAGCCUCCGCGCUGCCGCGUGCACGGUACCAAAAAGCCCGGCCGGCGCGUGCCGGGCUCCCGCCAAGGUGGCCUCCUGCCGCCCGAGGACGCGCCCGCCCGCCUGCCAGCCGGCAGGGCCGUCUUCAUUGCCAUGUUGUCGCCCGUGACAGGCCGUGGGUGUCUCCAGAACUCUCUGUUCACCUGUUGUUGUUUGCGUUUCCCCUCGUCCCGCGGCACUUAGCGAGGACACGCCCUCGCCCCCACGCCUGCUCAGCCGUUUACACGCCCGGCCGGGGCCUGGCGCUCGCCGGCGCCCUCGGAGGCCCUGGCUGGCUCUCGGGCUCGCUGCGGCGCCCUCCCGGCCGGCCUGGGCGCGGCGCUGUCCGGUGCCACUGCCCCGCCGCCAGAUCAGUGUUUGUCCCGGGAGGUGGAGCCCCGAGAGGGUGCCGCCAGGUCCAGAGGGCAGGGGACUCGCGUCCCUCCCUGCCCGCCCCGUGCGUGUUCGGGUUGCAGUUACAUUAAAUUCCAUUCCUGAAACACG
Molecule: messenger RNA, 2367 nt
Organism: Microcebus murinus (gray mouse lemur)
Lineage: Eukaryota; Metazoa; Chordata; Mammalia; Primates; Cheirogaleidae
Source: RefSeq, a predicted model, not a curated record